Thermothielavioides terrestris NRRL 8126 is the source of this 2535-nucleotide messenger RNA. RefSeq lists its product as uncharacterized. Gene Ontology annotation, molecular function: protein binding. Lineage: Eukaryota; Fungi; Ascomycota; Sordariomycetes; Sordariales; Chaetomiaceae. The record is from RefSeq and is a predicted model, not a curated record. Gene Ontology annotation, biological process: regulation of actin filament polymerization. The coding region runs from base 163 to 2397 and encodes 744 amino acids. The transcript has 4 exons.
CGUGUCCCUGAAAAUGUCCCUCCCACAUAUCGCAUUACGAGUACCACAGUAACCCACCAACGCCCCGUCCAAACGACGAACGCUUUCGCAUGUAUGCGCCCCUGUGCCCUAUUUUCAUGACGAGGACCGGGGAAUCAAGGAUCUUGGAAGCGCACGGGAAUCAUGGCUGAGGUGGACGUUAUCCCAACGCUGGGAUCGGAACUCAAGGAUGGCUUCAAGCCAGCGAACGCCUGGGUCGCCAACGGCAUCGCCUGGCUCGACGACAUCCAGUCCUUCUACCGCGAACGGAGUGCGAUCGAGAAGGAAUACAGCGCGAAGCUCAAUGCGCUGGCCAAGAAAUACUUCGAGAAGAAGACGCGCAAGUCGGCGAGCCUGAGUGUUGGCGACACCCCAGCAAUGACCCCCGGCUCGCUCGAGAGCGCAUCUCUGACCACAUGGACCACGCAUCUGACGUCCCUGGAAGCCCGGGCUGAUGAGCACGAACGCUACGGAAACGACCUGAUCGGCAAGGUGGCCGAGCCCCUGAAGCACAUGGGCGUCCGUUUCGAAGAGUUGCGCAAGCGCCUCGCCGAGUACGCCGAGAAGCUCGAGAGAGAACGAGAUGCGUCGUACGCCGAUCUGCGGAAGAUGAAGGGCAAGUACGACGCCGCCUGCCAGGAGGUGGAGAAUAAGCGCAAGAAGACCGAGUCCUCGUUCGACAAGGCGAAGGCGCAGAGCGCCUUCCAGCAACAGAUCCUCGAAAUGAACAACGUGAAAAACAGCUACCUGAUCGCCAUCAACGUCACCAACAAGCAGAAGGAAAAAUACUACCACGAGUACCUGCCCCAGGUCAUGGACAGCCUGCAAGACCUCUCGGAGUUCCGCACCCUCAGGCUAAACGGACUGUGGUCGCUCGCCGCCAAGCUCGAGGCGACCAUGCUGCAGCAAAGCGCGGGCGUAAUAGACCACCUGAGCCAGGAAAUCACGCGGAACCAGCCUCACCUGGAUUCGAUGAUGUACAUACGGCACAACAUGGGGACCUUCCAAGAGCCUGCUAACAAGGUGUUCGAGCCGAGCCCCGUGUGGCACGAUGACGGCGCCAUGAUCGUGGACGAGACGGCCAAGAUCUACCUCCGCAACCUACUCAACAAGUCGAAGAGCCAGCUCGGCGAACUGCGCCGCGAAGCGGACAAGAAGAGACGGGAGGUCGAGGCCGUGAGGCGCGUGAAGGAGAAGAUCCGGGAUGGGACGGAGCAGAAGGACGAGGUAGCCGUGGUGUCGCAGCUCUUUGCGCUGCAGGAGGACCUACACCAAGUCGACCGGAAGCGGAUCACGGUCGAGGUCGAGGUGUCCACCAUCACGUCGACAGUGGGCGACGUGACGCUAGGGGCCAAGAACCACAACUUCAAAUCGCAGACGUUCAAGAUCCCCACCAACUGCGACCUCUGCGGGGAGAGAAUAUGGGGGCUCUCAGCAAAGGGGUUCGACUGCCGCGACUGCGGCUACACAUGCCACAGCAAGUGCGAGAUGAAGGUGCCGGCCGAGUGUCCGGGGGAGCAGUCCAAGGAAGAGCGCAAGAAGCUGAAGCAGGAGCGCCAGGAGGCGGCAAACGCGCUGGUCAAACCGAGCAGCGGCCCGCCAGAGCACGUGGCCGAGCUGCCGGGCCUCAGCCGGUCCGACACGGUCACGUCAGGGAAAUCAGGAUACGCAGCCAGCUCGCAGCGAUCCAUGACCGGCCCCCUGUCGCCCGCCGACGAGACGCCGCCUGAUGUGCCGAGCGCCACCCGGCCGACCAGCACAGCCGCGCCGAGCGCUGGCGCGGGCGCUGCCAGGAAGCACCGUGUCAUUGCACCCCCGCCGGCGGCCUACGUGAGCGAGCUUCCGGGUAGUACGCCGAACGGCUCGUCGCAGGCGUCAGAGCAGCAAAAGGCCAAGAUGCUGUACGCCUUCGAAGCCGGCGGACCGGGCGAGUUGAGCGUGCCGGAGGGACGGGAUCUCGUCAUAUUGGAGCCCGACACUGGAUCCGGCUGGGUCAAAGUGCGGGCAGGCUACAAGGAGGGUCUCGUCCCGGCGACCUACAUCGAGAUCACGCCCGCGGCGCCAACGGCACCGGCGGCCAUCCUGCCGCAGCACACGGGCCAGUCGACCUACUCCAACAGCGGCUCGUCGAUCGGGACGGCGGCCGGGACGAGCGGGGCGAAGAAGAAGGGCCCCGCGGUGGCGCCCCGGCGAGGCGCCAAGAAGCUCAAGUACGUCGAGGCGCUGUACGACUACGCGGCGCAGAGCGAGGCCGAGCACAGCAUGGUCGAGGGCGAGCGGUUCGUGCUGAUCAAGGAGGACCCGGGCGACGGCUGGGCCGAGGUCGAGAAGGGCGGCGUGACAAAGAGCGUGCCGGCGAGUUAUAUACAGCUUGUGUAGUGUACUCUACGUACAUGGAGGUGUGGGUGUGGUUGACUACACCUCGCUGAUGCUCACCUCACGCUGUGUAGGCUCUGCGCAGUAACUCCAUAGUGUAGGUGUGGUUAUUGUGUGUGUUGGGGGGUGGGUGAGCCGGGG